This is a messenger RNA of Ixodes scapularis (black-legged tick), 597 nucleotides long. RefSeq lists its product as uncharacterized. The record is from RefSeq and is a predicted model, not a curated record. Lineage: Eukaryota; Metazoa; Arthropoda; Arachnida; Ixodida; Ixodidae. The transcript has a single exon. The coding region runs from base 1 to 597 and encodes 198 amino acids.
AUGGCAACUCUUUUAGCGGCUCUUCCGAUUGGUCUCUCAGUUCCCUCACCUACACUGAGUCUGGGAAGCUCCCUUUCACAAUGUGCAGCUGACCUCACAUCCUGUAGUUUUCCCUCUUCAUUAUCACUUCACAACAUGAUUUACUUUGCUGGGUCGCUGGUGACAAGGUUUGUAAAAUUCCAUACAUGUCAAAACGUGACUCGGCAAUGUGAAUUGCAAAUCAAGAAUGCCACUUUUCCGGAUGAGAGUCAACUGUUGUUGUAUUUGAGUGUGGAAGGAGCGGCUGAAGGAGACCUUGGAAGCCUCUCAGUUCUUUCACCUUGCUUUGUUUCCUUCAUUCAAGCUUGUGAGAAGGUUUUUAUGACGUCAGUUGACAGUCUGGUCUUAAAAGAAUGUGUUGGAAAGGCGUUGUGCAUCACUCUUCAUGAGAAGGUCGAAAAGCUGCUGACUCUCAGCAGUGAGGAUGUCUAUAAUGAUUUAUUUCCUUUGUUUGCAAGGGUGCGGCUUCAUUGGUUUGCCCGUAAACAGAAUACUGAGCUCCUUGAUGCAGCUGUGAGACGAAAAACUAAGCAACAAGUCCAGAGGCUGUGCAGAUAA